Molecule: messenger RNA, 835 nt
Organism: Mesoplodon densirostris (Blainville's beaked whale)
Lineage: Eukaryota; Metazoa; Chordata; Mammalia; Artiodactyla; Ziphiidae
Gene: TMEM52
Product: transmembrane protein 52
Exons: 2
Coding region: 1-645 (214 amino acids)
Source: RefSeq, a predicted model, not a curated record
AUGGUCAUUGGUCUGGGCACAGGACUGUGCAGUCGGUCUGGGACAGCGUGUCCUGGGAGUAAGCCCAAGGCCAGUUGUGGCCAGCCCUGGAGAGACAGCCAGAGCAGGCCAGCAGCAGGAGGCCAGGCCGGGCCGGCAGGAGGUCUGCGGCCUGGAGAGAGAGUCCCUGGUUGUCUUUUACCCUAUCCAUCGCCUUGUCUUGGGCAACCGAGCUGUGACUGCCCCCAGGGAGCAGGCGGCCAGCGGCCGGGGGUCGGUCCAGUGGCAGAUCUCGCCCCCCCAACCAGGCUUCUCCUGCUCGCUGUCCUCCUGCUGCUGCUGUGUGGGGCCACGGCCAGCUGUGUCCGGUUCUGUUGUCUCCGGAAGCGGGCACACGCCCAGCCACACCUGCCAUCAGCACCUGAGCCCUGCGACCUGACAGCCAUCCCCGCGGACAGCGACAGCCCCAUGCACAGCACUGUGUCAUCCUACAGCUCUGUGCAGUACCCGCUGGGCACGCGGCUGCCCCUGCCCUUUGGGGAGCUGGACCUGGACUCUGUGACCCCUCCUGCCUACAGCCUGUAUGCCCCUGAGCUGCCGCCCUCCUACGAUGAGGCCGUCAAGAUGGCUAAAACCAGACAGGAAGAGCCACCCCCCUCCCAGUAGCCCAGCCCCCUACCUGAGGCCUCAUGCCUAGAGACCCCUCCAGGGCCCCAGGAGUGGGGCCGCAAUGCCCAACACCCCUGGCUGUAGCCCUGGUGCCCCGCGGAGGGGGCAGGAAAGCUCUCCUGAGCCUUCCGAUGCCACCGGCCGCUCUGUCCUCACAGGGGACUGUGCAAGGGCACCCCAGCCCACC